This is a messenger RNA of Torulaspora delbrueckii, 1233 nucleotides long. RefSeq names its product Inp1p (gene INP1). Gene Ontology annotation, biological process: peroxisome inheritance. The transcript has a single exon. NCBI's taxonomy places the organism in Eukaryota, Fungi, Ascomycota, Saccharomycetes, Saccharomycetales, Saccharomycetaceae. Gene Ontology annotation, cellular component: extrinsic component of intraperoxisomal membrane. Bases 1 to 1233 code for a protein of 410 amino acids. The record is from RefSeq and is a predicted model, not a curated record.
AUGGGUUCGAUAGGUACAAGGCGUUUAAUAGCAGUUGAUGAGAAUCUACACCCCUCGCAAAAGGCGCUGAAGAGGAAACAGGGAUCAACACUAAGAAGUUUGAAAGAAUCAUUCAAAUUUCGUGGAUCAGUCAAUUCCAAGAAAGUUAGUAGUCAGUCGGGAUCUAAUACUCAAAGUUCACCUUCAAAGGUACGAAGAAGUUCUGGUGAGUCCAGGAAAGGUAAACAACGGCUAUCGGCCCAGCGAGUAUCACUGUUUAAAUAUGAAAAUGUUCGUGUUUUGAGCUCCUCAAUGUCUGGCAGUAUUAGAAGAGGAUCAGACUCGACUGCUAGCUCCAAUACUACGAAAAGCAGUGAUGCUGCUAGUGUUUCGAGUAAUCGAAGUCGCAGUAGCGUAAAGGUGAAACCCUCUACAUUGAUGGCCAGAGGAACUCUUGAAAUUUACCAGAUAUGCACACCAAACUCUAGUACUGCAGAGAAAAGACAAGAGAUGAAUUAUCUAUCGUUAGGCCGGAAGGAAAACAUUGUACAUCCAAUUCUGCCGCGAUUGCAAGUCACCAAAGUGGCAGGCUCAAAAUACAAAUUCAUAAUACAUUUUUACAAUCCUGAUAGGUUUUGGGAGAUUGAGUUUCUGCCGAUGGCAGAUACCAAGACGCUGUCGAAUGUCGUAGAGGAGUUUGAAACAGUAAUUGUAACCAUUUGUGAUUAUUCGGCAACUAACGACUCAGCAGUGGAAGAGAAACCUCCAGCAACAAAAAAAGUGGAAAUAGCGACAGAUCCAGUAAUUCACAAGGAUAAAGAUUCAGAGAAAGAGGAAAACGAAAUAGAAAAGGAAGAAACAUCAAAAGAAGACGACGACGAUGAUCUUAACUACCUUCUUGAAGAAGACGAAGAAGACGAAGAAAACGAAGAGCAACUGACGAAUAACAUCUCACAAGCUGACCAGUGCACCUCAGAGAAUAAUACAGAUGAAGAUGUCAAUAAAGCUUUCCGGAAAGCCAUGCAUAAUUUCAAACCUUCAUGUACUUAUAGAGGCUCAAUGACAGAAAGGUUUAAUGAGGUUUCGUCUAAGCGAUUCAGCUCAUACCAGCCGCCAAGCCUUUUGGAACAAUCUCAGGCUUUACCAAAUAGAGAAUCAUAUUUUAGUCCCAGGCGAUCAUCUUCAGUAAGAAGUUGGUUUGGCGAUCCCGGUUCGAUUCACAUAACCAAGAGAGAAUCAAAGAACUUUACUUAA